AUGUCACUCGUUAACCUGUCCAGGACGGGGCUGGCCCUCCUUGUCGCGGCCGCCACCUUUGCCGGCCCCGUCAACGGCCGCCCCAGCUAUGACUACUCUGAUGCGGCAUCCACCGACGUUGCCGAUGCGGCAGCCGCCGACGUCCAGGCGGCGCCGGCCAAGAUAUCCACGGGCUACUUUGCCGGCUACCACGCCAAGCGCAAGGGCAUCAACUUCGGGGUGGACAAGAUCCAGUGGGACAAGUACGUGGACGUCAAGUACGCGUUCGCCGAGACGACGGCGGACGGCAGCCUGAACCUGAGCAGCUCGGCGCCCGAGGAGCUGCCCAAGUUCGUGGAGGCGGCGCACGCGCGCAAGGUCAAGGCGCAGGUGGCGGUGGGCGGCUGGGCGGGCAGCAUCCACUUCAGCAGCAACGUGGGCAGCGCCGAGAACCGCACGGCGUUCGUCAAGACGUGCCUGGACCUGGUGCAAAAGUACAACCUCGACGGCCUCGACUUUGACUGGGAGUACCCCAACAAGCAGGGCCUGGGCUGCAACGCCAUCAGCGCCGACGACACGGCCAACUUCAUCUCGUUCCUGACGGAGCUGCGCAAGGCGGAGCCCAAGCCGCUGCUGCUGACGGCCGCCGUGAGCCUGUACCCGUACAACGACGCGGCCGGCAAGCAGAGCACCAACGGCGCCCUCAAGCGCAUGGGCGAGCUGCUCGACUACAGCAUCGUCAUGGGCUACGACGUCUUUGGCGCCUGGGCCCCCACCGGCGGGCCCAACGCCCCGCUGGAGCAGUCGUGCGACGCCCGCAACAACCAGGGCGGCAUCAAGGAGGGCAUCGCCAAGUGGAUCGACGCCGGCAUCCCCGCCGAGAAGCUGGUCCUGGGCGUCGGAGCCUACGGCCACGGCUUCGUCGUCAACCCGACCGACGCCUUUGCCGCCACCACCACCGGCGCCGCCCAGGCCCUCAGCGCCUACCCCAAGAACAACGGCACCCGCCGCCAGGGCAGCAGCUGGGACGACGAUGCCGCCGUCGACGCCUGCGGAAACGCCCAGCCCCCGAGCGGCACCUUUACCUUUUGGAGCAUGGUCACCGAGGGCAAGUUCCUGGACGAGACCGGCAAGCCCCGCGCUGGCAUUGCGUCGGGAUACGACGAAUGCAGCCAGACGCCCUUCCUCUACGACAACUCGACCAGCUGGUGGGUCUCGUACGACGACGCCAAGUCCCUCUCCGCCAAGGGCAAGUACAUUACCGACAACAAGCUCGCCGGCUUCUCGGUAUGGGAGCUGGGUGGUGACUACAAGGACAUUGUGGUCAAUGCCAUGCGCACAUCUGUUGGGCUCAAGGCUUAG
This is a messenger RNA of Pyricularia pennisetigena, 1341 nucleotides long. RefSeq lists its product as uncharacterized. Gene Ontology annotation, cellular component: extracellular region. The transcript is spliced from 2 exons. Gene Ontology annotation, molecular function: chitin binding; chitinase activity. Gene Ontology annotation, biological process: carbohydrate metabolic process; chitin catabolic process. Bases 1 to 1341 code for a protein of 446 amino acids. The record is from RefSeq and is a predicted model, not a curated record. Lineage: Eukaryota; Fungi; Ascomycota; Sordariomycetes; Magnaporthales; Pyriculariaceae.